AUGGAUCCCUCCUUGAUCAAAGUUGUAAAUCAACUUCAAGAAGCCUUUUCCACAGUUGGCGUUCAAAACUUGAUUGAUUUACCACAGAUUACUGUGGUUGGCUCGCAGUCAAGCGGAAAGUCUUCAGUGUUGGAAAACAUCGUUGGAAGAGACUUUCUUCCUCGCGGCACAGGAAUUGUAACUAGACGUCCAUUGGUUUUACAAUUAAUAAACAGACCUAGUUCUGAAACUCCCAAGGACGAGGAUGCCAAUAGCUCAUCGAAAGAAGGGGCUAAUGAAAACAAUAAUAGUGAAUGGGGUGAAUUUCUCCAUCUUCCCGGUCAAAAGAUUUAUGAUUUUGAAAGGAUUAGAAGCGAAAUAGUUCGAGAAACAGAAGAAAAGACUGGUAAAAAUGUAGGAAUUUCUUCCGUUCCUAUUUAUUUACGCAUUUAUUCUCCUCAUGUCUUGACGUUGACUUUGGUAGAUCUUCCCGGACUUACAAAGGUUCCUGUUGGUGACCAGCCUCGGGACAUCGAAAAGCAAAUCCGUGAAAUGGUUUUAAAAUACAUGUCCAAGAAUAACGCCAUUAUUCUAGCCGUUAACGCUGCUAAUACCGAUCUUGCAAAUUCAGACGGCUUAAAAUUGGCGAGAGAAGUUGAUCCUGAGGGAUUGCGUACUAUUGGUGUCUUGACAAAGGUUGAUUUGAUGGACAAAGGUACUGAUGUUGUUGAUAUUCUUGCUGGUCGCAUAAUACCGUUGCGUUUAGGCUAUGUGCCGGUUAUAAAUCGUGGUCAAAAAGAUAUUGAGGGUAAAAAGUCCAUUCGUUUGGCUUUAGAUGCUGAGAGAGAGUUUUUUGAAAAUCAUCCUUCUUACAGUACGAAGGCUCAGUAUUGCGGUACUCCUUUCCUUGCUCGGAAAUUGAAUAUGAUUCUGAUGCAUCAUAUUCGUAACACCCUUCCUGAAAUAAAGGUUCGCAUCAAUGCUGCUUUAACAAAGUACCAGGCUGAACUACAGUCCUUGGGUGAUUCUUUGGUUGGGGACAGUUCCAGCAUCGUUUUGAACCUUAUUACCGACUUUUGUAAUGAAUUCCGUACGGUUCUCGAUGGUAACAGUGAGGAUUUGUCUAUCACCGAAUUAUCCGGUGGUGCGCGUAUAGCUUUUGUCUUUCACGAGAUUUAUUCAAAUGGCGUACAAGCAGUGGAUCCAUUUGAUGAAGUCAAGGAUACAGAUAUCCGUACAAUCCUUUACAACUCAUCUGGUCCUUCCCCUAGUUUGUUUAUGGGUACACAAGCAUUCGAACUCAUUGUGAAACAGCAAAUCAAGCGUUUAGAAGAUCCCUCACAAAAAUGCGUUUCGCUUAUUUUCGACGAGUUGAUUCGAAUUCUAAACCAGCUUCUCCAAAAGCCUGUCUUCAAGCGCUUCCCCCAAUUGAAAGACGAAUUCUUCAAAGUUGCUAUGGGUUUUUUUAAAAAAUGCAUGAAACCAACUGCAGUUUUAGUAAGCGAUUUGGUUGCCAUGGAAGGUUCUUACAUAAAUACUGUACACCCCGACUUUUUGUCUGGACAUCAAGCAAUGGCAAUUGUGCAAAGCCAAAGCAAUAAACCCAUUCCAGUUGAUCCUAAGACAGGGAAACCUUUGACGAACAAUUCCGCACCGACUGUGGAGACGCCACCUAGUGGUGCGAGCAGUUUCUUUGGAAGCUUUUUUGGCUCCAAGAAUAAGAAGAGACUUGCCGCAAUGGAGCCUCCACCACCCGUUCUUCGCGCUUCCACCACGCUUUCAGAGCGUGAAAAAACUGAUACUGAGGUCAUAAAAUUAUUGAUUACUUCUUAUUUCAACAUAGUGAAGAGGACUUUGGCUGACAUGGUUCCCAAAUCUGUUUCACUGAAGAUGAUUCGCUAUUCAAAGGAGCAUAUCCAACACGAACUACUUGAACAGAUUUAUAAGAAUAACAGCUACGAGAAACUUUUGGAAGAAAGUGACAUUACUGUUCAACGACGCAAAGAAUGCGAACGUAUGGUUGAAUCUUUAUUGCAAGCCAGUGAAAUUGUUUCCAGUACUUAA
Molecule: messenger RNA, 2043 nt
Organism: Schizosaccharomyces osmophilus
Lineage: Eukaryota; Fungi; Ascomycota; Schizosaccharomycetes; Schizosaccharomycetales; Schizosaccharomycetaceae
Gene: vps1
Product: dynamin family protein Vps1
Exons: 4
Coding region: 1-2043 (680 amino acids)
Biological process (GO): peroxisome organization
Cellular component (GO): peroxisome; cytoplasm; microtubule
Molecular function (GO): microtubule binding; GTPase activity; GTP binding
Source: RefSeq, a predicted model, not a curated record